This is a messenger RNA of Choloepus didactylus (southern two-toed sloth), 3682 nucleotides long. RefSeq names its product PBX/knotted 1 homeobox 2 (gene PKNOX2). The transcript is spliced from 13 exons. Gene Ontology annotation, biological process: regulation of transcription by RNA polymerase II. The coding region runs from base 284 to 1702 and encodes 472 amino acids. Lineage: Eukaryota; Metazoa; Chordata; Mammalia; Pilosa; Megalonychidae. Gene Ontology annotation, molecular function: RNA polymerase II cis-regulatory region sequence-specific DNA binding; DNA-binding transcription factor activity, RNA polymerase II-specific. The record is from RefSeq and is a predicted model, not a curated record.
UGCCGCUGACGUCCGGAGCAGUGCUGGGAAGUAUAGGCUGUGUUGUCACGCCGGUGUCAGUCUGAUGAAGAUUGGCAUCAGCAGGUGAAGUCUGGACCAGGACCCUAAGGCUUUCCAUCUUCCAUGCCGCUCACCAGAAAAGGGGCUGUGAACUGUGCUCGGGCUUCAGCUGACGGGAAGAUUUUCUGGCCCAGCUGGAAGUGAGAAGUGGGGAGUGAGUCCCCCAGGACCAUCCCAGAGGCCGCCAGGAUCACCCAAACAAUCCUCGAUGUGAAUCAAUCCCAUGAUGCAACAUGCCUCCCCAGCCCCAGCUCUGACGAUGAUGGCCACGCAGAAUGCCCCGCCCCCGCCCUACCAGGACAGCCCGCAGAUGACGGCCACCACCCAGCCACCCUCCAAGGCCCAGGCUGUCCACAUCUCCGCCCCCUCUGCUGCCGCCAGCACACCUGUGCCCAGCACCCCCAUUGACCCCCAGGCCCAGCUGGAGGCUGACAAGAGAGCUGUGUACAGGCACCCUCUUUUCCCGCUCCUGACGCUGCUGUUUGAGAAAUGUGAACAGGCCACCCAGGGCUCUGAGUGCAUCACCUCCGCCAGCUUUGACGUGGACAUCGAGAACUUUGUUCACCAGCAGGAACAAGAGCACAAACCCUUCUUCAGCGAUGACCCAGAACUGGACAAUCUGAUGGUGAAGGCAAUCCAGGUCCUGAGAAUCCACCUGCUGGAGUUGGAGAAAGUCAACGAACUCUGCAAGGACUUUUGUAACCGUUACAUCACCUGCCUCAAAACCAAGAUGCACAGUGAUAAUCUGCUCAGGAAUGACCUCGGGGGGCCCUACUCCCCCAACCAGCCCUCCAUAAACCUUCACUCGCAGGACCUCCUGCAGAAUUCCCCCAAUUCCAUGUCCGGAGUCUCCAAUAACCCCCAGGGGAUUGUGGUCCCAGCCUCAGCGCUCCAGCAGGGCAACAUCGCCAUGACAACGGUCAACUCACAAGUGGUGUCAGGUGGAGCCUUAUACCAGCCGGUUACCAUGGUAACCUCCCAGGGUCAGGUGGUCACCCAAGCAAUCCCCCAGGGAGCCAUCCAGAUCCAGAACACACAGGUUAACCUUGACCUCACCUCCCUCCUGGACAAUGAGGAUAAGAAGUCCAAGAACAAACGCGGAGUCUUGCCCAAGCAUGCCACCAAUAUAAUGCGCUCUUGGCUCUUCCAGCAUCUCAUGCACCCUUACCCCACAGAGGAUGAGAAGAGGCAAAUCGCAGCCCAGACCAACCUCACCCUCCUGCAAGUAAAUAACUGGUUCAUCAAUGCCCGGAGGCGCAUCCUGCAGCCCAUGCUUGAUGCCAGCAACCCAGACCCCGCCCCCAAAGCCAAGAAGAUCAAGUCGCAGCACCGGCCCACCCAAAGAUUCUGGCCCAACUCCAUUGCCGCGGGGGUGCUGCAGCAGCAGGGCGGUGCCCCAGGAACAAACCCUGACGGUUCCAUCAACUUGGACAACCUGCAGUCCCUGUCCUCAGACAAUGCCACCAUGGCCAUGCAGCAGGUGAUGAUGGCUGCACAUGACGACUCAUUGGAUGGAACGGAAGAGGAGGAUGAGGACGAGAUGGAAGAGGAGGAGGAGGAGGAGCUAGAGGAGGAGGCAGACGAGCUGCAAACCACGAAUGUCGGUGACCUGGGCUUGGAACACAGUGACUCCCUGGAGUAGCCGGGCAGCCCAGCUGGCACUGAUCACCGAGCAGGAGAGGAGUGUCGUCAGGAGGGCUUCAGGGUGGGGGGAAGGGGACAGAGGCAUGCAGCCCUGGAGGAGGUUGGGUCUUAGCCUCGCAGAAUCUAUAGCUUGAAGAAAUGCAGAGGAGAUUCCCUGCUCCUUCCUGACCACCAGGCUUCAACAAGAACCCCAGCCCCACUUCCCUGGAACUGCAGAGGACUCCAUUUGGCAGGGCCAGUCAAGCAGCCUGUAUGGAAAGAGAGGGGUGAGAUCUGUGGACGUGUGGCACCCAUGGCCCCCGACACUGAAGUUCGUAAACUGAACUGCCUUGUUUACGAGCCCUGCACUGUGAGGCAGGUCGGUGCUGUCUGCACAGUGAGCCUUUGCCACAGUUAGGAGGAGAGGAAGGGGUGAAGGGGAUCUGGGUUCCACCCUCAAUGGUUUUCAGCUCCUUUGAGAGACAUUCAAGAGCAGAAGCAUAAUCAAUGGCUGGAGGAGUGGGAUGGUCUGAAGGCAUCACAUCUGGCAGGUCAGAAGGGGAUCUGGAUUCCACAGGGUUUCAACUGAUUCCUCCAAGGUCCCUAUCACCGUGGACUUGGGAGAGAGGGAUGGGACCCACCAGAGCCUCCUCUCUCUCUCCUGGAAGCAAAUUACAAGCUGGUGAGCUCAGACUGUAGGAAGUGAAGAAGAGUCCUGUCACCUGGGUUGGCUCCAGGACCCAAGGAGAUGGUGGAGCCCAGGCCGAGAGUCAUAUCCAAAUGACUUCAAGGACCACAACUGUCCCUAGGUGGUCUCAGAACUCAGCUCCCGUAACAACAGGACAGUGGCAUCUUACCCUAGAUUUCCAGCCCUCAGAUGGAGCUCCUCAGAUGUUCCUCCACUGCAUUGACCUUCAGAGAGGGUGGAGCCAGGAUAACUUGGAAUCUUUCCACCCUUCAGGUCCCCCAAUGCUGUCCCUCUGCUCCCAGGCUGGCUCCAUCAGCCUCCAGCCUCCCUUCUUCAUUCUAUCUUUCAGAGAAGGCUGAAGAAACCUUGGAAAGAAGCAUCCAGCCCCAUGGGAAGCCAGGGGUUGGAGAAGGUGCUACAUCCUCCUUCCCAUCCAUAUCCCAAAUGUGGGGGAGGGUCCAGAGCUAUGGCAACCAAGAGCCUGCCAUCAUACCCCACCCCGCCCCACUCACUGCUGUGCACCCCCCACUCUACACACCAGGGGGGGAGCUGCGCCCCCAUGAGGAGGAGGCGCCCCACCCACCUGCCCUUGCACACAGCCUCCCACCCCAACUCCGGGCCCACAUGUCUGGCACUCCCUCCUCCCGUCUCCACCCACCUCACAUCUGUGAAUACAGGACUGAUCACACGUGUUUCCCAUUGGAUUUAAUUUAAUGGACUUGCCGUUUCAUCUGUAAAUCGUGCAUUGACCAUCUCCUUCAGCGGCCACCUGGCUUUACGUGAGGGGACCCUGGGGGUCCUCUGGGGCUUCCCCUCCCCCACCAGGUUGGGGCGGAGCAAAAGGAUGGUCACUUUCCUGAGGUCUCCCUGAAAUGAAUGUAUUUCUCUCCCAAAAGAGCUGAUAUUUAAUGUUUUAAUAGGGGUUUUUGAGAAACAAAUAACCUUAUUUAUAAUCGGGGUGAUCCAAUCAUUUUUUACUCCCUUUUGAUGCCAUAGGUAGAGGAAAGUCUAGCUCUUUUUGGCGUGAGACUUUUGCAAUGUGCAGUGGGAUAAAAUACAUUUCCUUUUCGGGUUCGUUUUUCUGGUUAAAGCGCACACACACACACACACACACACACACACACACACACACGGGCCCUUCCACUUACCCUUUUGGACAGGGAGCCCUGCCCAGCCCCGGCACACCUGCACAUGUGCCCACAGCCCCUCCUCCCAGCACCCUCCACCUGUCUAAUGUUAUGCAACCUCCUUCGGAUGUAUCCACCACACCAGGACUGAACGUGGCCGAGAAAUUUUCAGUAAAUCUUAUUA